UGUGUCCAUAAAUCAGCGUUACUGUCAUUAAUACCAGCAUUAUGUUACAUGUGGGUGUGUUUUCCUGUUAAAUGUAAUGUCUUUUUCAAAUAGUAAUGUAGAUAUUGUGUAAAACAAAAUGACAUCUCCUCCUCAAAUGUCAUCCCCUGUCUUUAAUGAUUGAUCAAAAUGUCAACAUGCGUCCAGUUUGCAGUCCAAGUCCAGGCAGCCCUUUUUAUUCAUGACAAUUACUGGAUCAGUACAUGGGGCGUUUAUGCUUUGGCUGAUGUAAUCAGCUUUUUAUUUUGAAUUGUGAGUUCAUUUAAAUAGUUGCCCUUGUUGGAUUUAAAAGCAUUUGAUCUACUUUGAAGACACAACAUGAUCUUCAAUUCUGCUGAGAAACUACAUUUUGUUUUGUAUUUGUCAAUAGGUCUACUGAGUCUACUGCUGCUUACAGAAUGUGACAAAAUUAGGCUGGCUGGCACCUCUUCGCGUUGCUCUGGUAGACUGGAGGUCUACAACCAAGACAGUUGGGGAACGGUGUGUGAUGAUUUCUGGACCAUUACCAACGCUGAGGUGGUGUGUCGAGAGUUAAACUGCGGGACAGUUCUUGAGGCCAAAAAAGCUGCCUUUUUUGGGGAGGGGAAGAACAUGAUCUGGCUGGAUGAUGUGCAGUGUACUGGUAGUGAGUCUUCUGUCCUCAAGUGCCCUCAGAAACAGUUUGGGAACAAUAACUGUGGCCACACUGAAGACGCUGGGGUUAUCUGUUCAGAACAUGUGAGGGUGGUCGACGGAAGCAAUCGAUGUAGUGGCCGAGUGGAAGUCUACCAUGAUGGCAACUGGAAACAAGUGUGCAGCAGUGACUGGGCCAUGGCAGAUGCUGAAGUGGUGUGCCGAGAGAUCAACUGCGGCAAUCCUACCAUUCAGACUGAAGUGCUACAUUUUGGAGAGGCACGUAACGUGGGUGGCAUCAAACCCAACUGUGUUGGAAAUGAGAGCUCCAUCUCACAGUGCACACUUCAGGAUAGCAACGAAAGCUGUGUAGGUGCUACUAUUCUCUGUACAAACAGUAAACCAAUUCGGCUGGUGAACGGGACUCAUCGGUGCUCUGGUCGAGUGGAACUCUACCACGAUGGACAGUGGGGAACGAUCUGUGAUGACAGAUGGGGGAUGCCGGAAGCAGCUGUUGUAUGUCGAGAGAUGGACUGUGGGAAUGCUCUCUCGGUCAAGUACAAGUCCUACUUCGGCAGAGGUCGGGAUCAGGUUUGGUUGGACGACGUUGAGUGUACUGGUCAUGAGAAGACCCUCGGUGACUGCCCGCACAGAGGUUUUGGACAACACGACUGUGACCACAAUGAAGAUGCUAGUGUUAUAUGCUCAGAUUCAGUCAGAUUGUUCAAUGGGACUGACAGCUGCUCUGGCAGAGUGGAGGUCUUUCACGACGGCCGAUGGGGAAAAAUUUGUAACAACUGGGGCAAUGCAGAGGCUGCGGUGGUGUGUAAGGAACUCAGUUGUGGAACUCCCAAAAAAAACCAAGAAACCUUCAACUUUGGUGACACCGGACUGAGAGGGUAUACAAGUAGAUGCUCUGGCAAUGUGAGCUCCAUCUCUCAAUGCACACUUGAAUUACACGCAGGGGCAUGUGAAGGUGUUUCUCUUUCAUGUGGAGGUGAGCCACUGCUAAGGCUUGCCAAUGGCACUGACCGAUGCUCUGGUAGAGUGGAGGUUCAGCAUGACGGCCAGUGGGGAACAGUGUGUGAUGAUGAGUGGGACAUCAGAGAUGCUCAGGUGGUGUGCAGAGCCAUGGACUGUGGGACAGCCCAGACAGCCAAAUCCAGGGCCUUCUUUGGCGAAGGCCAAGGAGACAUCUGGCUAGAUGAUGUAGGCUGUGUCGGGAAUGAGACGUCCCUUUUGCACUGUCGACAUCCCACCCUCGGAGAAAACAACUGUGGUCACGGUGAAGAUGCUGGUGUGGUGUGCUCAGCUGAUAUUAGACUGAUCAAUGGGACUAACCAGUGUUCAGGCAGAGUGGAGUUCCACCAUGGUGGCCAAUGGUCACCAGCAUAUAAUGUUAAUUGGGGAAUGAAUGAAGCAACAGUGGUGUGCAAAGAGAUGAAUUGUGGAGAUCCCGUCAAGUUCACGGGAUCAUAUGGUCAAGGCGGACAUCCGAGAGGUUAUAAGAUCACUUGUAGCGGUAGAGAGAGCUCUCUCGCACAGUGCACACUUAGAGACUAUGUCAGGACCGCCCAAGAUCGCAUUGAAGAGGCAUCUGUUGAAUGUUCAGGCAAUGUGAAGUUGACCGAUGGACACAGUCGUUGCAGUGGAAGAGUGGAGUUCUUCGACAAAGGCCAGUGGGGGAAUGUGUGUGGUGAAUCCUGGGAUGUGAAUGAUGCGAAUGUGGUGUGCAGACAGAUGGACUGCGGGAGGACUCAUAAGAUUACCACCAUGACUGAAUAUGGCCAUGGCUCGGGACAGACCUGGAUCGAUCAAAUUGAAUGCAAUGGAUUGGAGUCAACGCUGAGUCAGUGCCCGCAGAGUCCGUUUAGAAACAGAUCUUGCAACACCACCUCAGUUGCUGGUGUUGUCUGCACGGGAGGCUUGGAGGUCCGGUUGGCCAAUGGUAAGGAUGAGUGCGCUGGCAGAGUAGAGGUGCGUCAUGGCGACGUGUGGCAAACGGUGUGUGACACAGACUGGAACCUGAGUAAAGCUCAGGUGGUGUGCGAGCAGCUGGAAUGCGGAAAUGCAUUGAACACUCCCGGCGCCGCCCAUUUUGGCCAAGGCAGUGGAUCGGUAGUGGAGGCUAGCAAUUCAUGUUUUGACAAUGGGACGUCUCUUCGGCAAUGCUCAGUCAAAGGUUUCAGAGGAUCAAGUUGUGGGCACGAGCUUGAUGCUGGCGCUCUCUGUGCAGCACAGAUUCGGUUGGUCGGAGGCUCUGGUCGAUGCUCCGGUAGAGUGGAGAUCUUCUAUAAAAGCCAGUGGGGAACUGUGUGUGAUGACGAAUGGGAAAUGAGCAAUGCUAAGGUGGUAUGUAGACAGCUUGGCUGCGGUCACGCAGUUUCUAAUCAAGCAAGUGCCCACUUUGGUAGAGGCACUGGUCCAAUAUGGCUGGAUAAUGUGGAGUGCUCAGGCGAAGAGGUUGCUCUCACACAUUGCAGGCAUCCCGGUUUUGGAGAAAAUAACUGCGGGCACGGUGAAGAUGCUGGCGCUAUCUGUUUAGAUUCAGUCAGAUUGUUCAAUGGGACUGACAGCUGCUCUGGCAGAGUGGAGGUCUUUCACGACGGCCGAUGGGGGAAAAUUUGUAACAACUGGGGCGUUGCAGAGGCUGCGGUGGUGUGUAAGGAACUCAGUUGUGGAACUCCCAAAAAAAACCAAGAAACCUUCAACUUUGGUGACAGCGGACUGAGAGGGUAUACAAGUAGAUGCUCUGGCAAUGUGAGCUCCAUCUCCCAAUGCACACUUGAAUUACACGCAGGGGCAUGUGAAGGUGUUUCUCUUUCAUGUGCAGGUGAGCCACCGCUAAGGCUUGCCAAUGGCACUGACCGAUGCUCUGGUAGAGUUGAGGUUCAGCAUGACGGCCAGUGGGGAACAGUGUGUGAUGAUGAGUGGGACAUCAGAGAUGCUCAGGUGGUGUGCAGAGCCAUGGACUGUGGGACAGCCCAGACAGCCAAAUCCAGGGCCUUCUUUGGCGAAGGCCAAGGAGACAUCUGGCUGGAUGAUGUAGGCUGUGUCGGGAAUGAGACGUCCCUUUUGCACUGUCGACAUCCCACCCUCGGAGAAAACAACUGUGGUCACGGUGAAGAUGCUGGUGUGGUGUGCUCAGCUGACAUUACACUGAUCAAUGGGACUAACCAGUGUUCAGGCAGAGUGGAGUUCCGCCAUGGUGGCCAAUGGUCACCAGCAUAUAAUGUUAAUUGGGGAAUGAAUGAAGCAACAGUGGUGUGCAGAGAGAUGAAUUGUGGAGAUCCCGUCAAGUUCACGGGAUCAUAUGGUCAAGGCGGACAUCCGAGAGGUUAUAAGAUCACUUGUAGCGGUAGAGAGAGCUCUCUCGCACAGUGCACACUUAGAGACUAUGUCAGGACCGCCCAAGAUCGCAUUGAAGAGGCAUCUGUUGAAUGUUCAGGCAAUGUGAAGUUGACCGAUGGACACAGUCGUUGCAGUGGAAGAGUGGAGUUCUUCGACAAAGGCCAGUGGGGGAAUGUGUGUGGUGAAUCCUGGGAUGUGAAUGAUGCGAAUGUGGUGUGCAAACAGAUGGACUGCGGGAGGACUCAUAAGAUUACCACCAUGACUGAAUAUGGCCAUGGCUCGGGACAGACCUGGAUCGAUCAAAUUGAAUGCAAUGGAUUGGAGUCAACACUGAGUCAGUGCCCGCAGAGUCCGUUUAGAGACAGAUCUUGCAACACCACCUCAGUUGCUGGUGUUGUCUGCACGGGAGGCUUGGAGGUCCGGUUGGCCAAUGGUAAGGAUGAGUGCGCUGGCAGAGUAGAGGUGCGUCAUGGCGACGUGUGGCAAACGGUGUGUGACACAGACUGGAACCUGAGUAAAGCUCAGGUGGUGUGCGAGCAGCUGGAAUGCGGAAAUGCAUUGAACACUCCCGGCGCCGCCCAUUUUGGCCAAGGCAGUGGAUCGGUAGUGGAGGCUAGCAAUUCAUGUUUUGACAAUGGGACGUCUCUUCGGCAAUGCUCAGUCAAAGGUUUCAGAGGAUCAAGUUGUGGGCACGAGCUUGAUGCUGGCGCUCUCUGUGCAGCACAGAUUCGGUUGGUCGGAGGCUCUGGUCGAUGCUCCGGUAGAGUGGAGAUCUUCUAUAAAAGCCAGUGGGGAACUGUGUGUGAUGACGAAUGGGAAAUGAGCAAUGCUAAGGUGGUAUGUAGACAGCUUGGCUGCGGUCACGCAGUUUCUAAUCAAGCAAGUGCCCACUUUGGUAGAGGCACUGGUCCAAUAUGGCUGGAUAAUGUGGAGUGCUCAGGCGAAGAGGUUGCUCUCACACAUUGCAGGCAUCCCGGUUUUGGAGAAAAUAACUGCGGGCACGGUGAAGAUGCUGGCGCUAUCUGUUUAGAUUCAGUCAGAUUGUUCAAUGGGACUGACAGCUGCUCUGGCAGAGUGGAGGUCUUUCACGACGGCCGAUGGGGGAAAAUUUGUAACAACUGGGGCGUUGCAGAGGCUGCGGUGGUGUGUAAGGAACUCAGUUGUGGAACUCCCAAAAAAAACCAAGAAACCUUCAACUUUGGUGACAGCGGACUGAGAGGGUAUACAAGUAGAUGCUCUGGCAAUGUGAGCUCCAUCUCCCAAUGCACACUUGAAUUACACGCAGGGGCAUGUGAAGGUGUUUCUCUUUCAUGUGCAGGUGAGCCACCGCUAAGGCUUGCCAAUGGCACUGACCGAUGCUCUGGUAGAGUUGAGGUUCAGCAUGACGGCCAGUGGGGAACAGUGUGUGAUGAUGAGUGGGACAUCAGAGAUGCUCAGGUGGUGUGCAGAGCCAUGGACUGUGGGACAGCCCAGACAGCCAAAUCCAGGGCCUUCUUUGGCGAAGGCCAAGGAGACAUCUGGCUGGAUGAUGUAGGCUGUGUCGGGAAUGAGACGUCCCUUUUGCACUGUCGACAUCCCACCCUCGGAGAAAACAGUUGUGGUCACGGUGAAGAUGCUGGUGUGGUGUGCUCAGCUGACAUUACACUGAUCAAUGGGACUAACCAGUGUUCAGGCAGAGUGGAGUUCCGCCAUGGUGGCCAAUGGUCACCAGCAUAUAAUGUUAAUUGGGGAAUGAAUGAAGCAACAGUGGUGUGCAGAGAGAUGAAUUGUGGAGAUCCCGUCAAGUUCACGGGAUCAUAUGGUCAAGGCGGACAUCCGAGAGGUUAUAAGAUCACUUGUAGCGGUAGAGAGAGCUCUCUCGCACAGUGCACACUUAGAGACUAUGUCAGGACCGCCCAAGAUCGCAUUGAAGAGGCAUCUGUUGAAUGUUCAGGCAAUGUGAAGUUGACCGAUGGACACAGUCGUUGCAGUGGAAGAGUGGAGUUCUUCGACAAAGGCCAGUGGGGGAAUGUGUGUGGUGAAUCCUGGGAUGUGAAUGAUGCGAAUGUGGUGUGCAAACAGAUGGACUGCGGGAGGACUCAUAAGAUUACCACCAUGACUGAAUAUGGCCAUGGCUCGGGACAGACCUGGAUCGAUCAAAUUGAAUGCAAUGGAUUGGAGUCAACGCUGAGUCAGUGCCCGCAGAGUCCGUUUAGAGACAGAUCUUGCAACACCACCUCAGUUGCUGGUGUUGUCUGCACGGGAGGCUUGGAGGUCCGGUUGGCCAAUGGUAAGGAUGAGUGCGCUGGCAGAGUAGAGGUGCGUCAUGGCGACGUGUGGCAAACGGUGUGUGACACAGACUGGAACCUGAGUAAAGCUCAGGUGGUGUGCGAGCAGCUGGAAUGCGGAAAUGCAUUGAACACUCCCGGCGCCGCCCAUUUUGGCCAAGGCAGUGGAUCGGUAGUGGAGGCAAGCAAUUCAUGUUUUGACAAUGGGACGUCUCUUCGGCAAUGCUCAGUCAAAGGUUUCAGAGGAUCAAGUUGUGGGCACGAGCUUGAUGCUGGCGCUCUCUGUGCAGCACAGAUUCGGUUGGUCGGAGGCUCUGGUCGAUGCUCCGGUAGAGUGGAGAUCUUCUAUAAAAGCCAGUGGGGAACUGUGUGUGAUGACAAAUGGGAAAUGAGCAAUGCCGAUGUGGUAUGUAGACAGCUUGGCUGCGGUCACGCAGUUUCUAAUCAAGCAAGUGCCCACUUUGGUAGAGGCACUGGUCCAAUAUGGCUGGAUGAUGUGAUGUGUUCAGGCGAAGAGGUUGCUCUCACAAAUUGCAGGCAUCCCGGUUUUGGAGAAAAUAACUGCGGGCACGGUGAAGAUGCUGGCGCUAUCUGUUUAGGUGCUCUACAGAAGCCCCAAAUCACUUUGAGUCCUGCUCCAGAGGUGAACUGGGGUGACAGAGUUGAGAUCACUUGCACUAUCGUCACAGACCACUUGGGUGGGACAUUCGUCCUGAAAAGGAGCCAAGACUCAUUUAAAAUGGAAAAAUACUCUGAGAACGAAGCUGCAACCUUUACCUUCCCUUCAGUGGACUUCAUCCAGAAGGGGUCAUACUUCUGUGAAUAUCAAAAGAAAUUGCCCAAUCAAGUCAUCUAUUAUCCUCAAGGAAAUAUUGCUGAGCUCUCUGUCAAAGAACAUGUGAGGGUGGUCAACGGAAGCAAUCGAUGUAGUGGCCGAGUGGAAGUCUACAAUGAUAGCAACUGGAAACGAGUGUGCAGCAGUGACUGGUCCGUGGCAGAUGCUGAAGUGGUGUGCCGAGAGAUUAACUGCGGCAAUCCUACCAUUCAGACUGAAGUGCUACAUUUUGGAGAGGCACGUGAUGUGGGUGGCAUCAAACCCAACUGUGUUGGAAAUGAGAGCUCCAUCUCACAGUGCACACUUCAGGAUAGCAAGGAAAGCUGUGUAGAUGCUACUAUUCUCUGUACAAACAGUAAACCAAUUCGGCUGGUGAACGGGACUCAUCGGUGCUCUGGUCGAGUGGAACUCUACCACGAUGGACAGUGGGGAACGAUCUGUGAUGACAGAUGGGGGAUGCCGGAAGCAGCUGUUGUAUGUCGAGAGAUGGACUGUGGGAAUGCUCUCUCGGUCAAGUACAAGUCCUACUUCGGCAGAGGUCGGGAUCAGGUUUGGUUGGACGACGUUGAGUGUACUGGUCAUGAGAAGACCCUCGGUGACUGCCCGCACAGAGGUUUUGGACAACACGACUGUGACCACAAUGAAGAUGCUAGUGUUAUAUGCUCAGAUUCAGUCAGAUUGUUCAAUGGGACUGACAGCUGCUCUGGCAGAGUGGAGGUCUUUCACGACGGCCGAUGGGGAAAAAUUUGUAACAACUGGGGCAAUGCAGAGGCUGCGGUGGUGUGUAAGGAACUCAGUUGUGGAACUCCCAAAAAAACCAAGAAACCUUCAACUUUGGUGACACCGGACUGAGAGGGUAUACAAGUAGAUGCUCCGGCAAUGUGAGCUCCAUCUCUCAAUGCACACUUGAAUUACACGCAGGGGCAUGUGAAGGUGUUUCUCUUUCAUGUGGAGGUGAGCCACUGCUAAGGCUUGCCAAUGGCACUGACCGAUGCUCUGGUAGAGUGGAGGUUCAGCAUGACGGCCAGUGGGGAACAGUGUGUGAUGAUGAGUGGGACAU
Sebastes umbrosus (honeycomb rockfish) is the source of this 8164-nucleotide messenger RNA. Its product is annotated as deleted in malignant brain tumors 1 protein-like. The transcript is spliced from 29 exons. Bases 358 to 7956 code for a protein of 2532 amino acids. The record is from RefSeq and is a predicted model, not a curated record. Lineage: Eukaryota; Metazoa; Chordata; Actinopteri; Perciformes; Sebastidae. Gene Ontology annotation, cellular component: membrane.